CGAUCCAUUCGGCCCUUGCCGUCAAACAAACCCCAGUACGAGUUCGUCUCACGUGGCCUUUUUCAUAUUUCACCGGAAUUAAGUUUUAACGGCGACCCAGGGUCACCGUUGAUAAAUCGGCUUUUAUCCAUUCCAACUCUCAUACCAAGCAGUCCACGGACGGGACAGAAUUUACAGUGGUGUUUCUGAGUAGGUGUGACAACCAUUGCUCCACUCGCCAAAGCUUCCACCAUUUUCACUCCAAGGGAACUGACGUUUUUUGUGGAGAAUGCCACGUGGGUCCACACGCGAACUAUUGAUCCUGAGUUUACCUACGCUCGCUAUAUUGAUAGGCGUAUUCUGGUUAAAACGCCAUCGAAGACGUCGCGACACUCACACAGACCCUGGUGGGACUACGGACAAUACACCUAACAGUUGUAAGCCCGAAGAAUUGGAAGUGAAACCAAUUGAAAAAGACUCGUGUCAAAACUUGAAAUUUGCCGUCCCUCCGAAAGAAACGUUGGACGUUUCAGUCGAGGAGAAGUUCCUGGAGGAAAUCAUCACAGCAGAUCAAGCUAGACCAGAUGACAUCGUGAAAUCUGGUGAAUCGCCUGUCGAAGUUGAAGAAUUUUGCGUCAAAUCUCUCGCACUUCCAUCAGUUGAUUUAUCACUUAAGUCCAUCGAGGAAACAUUUGAUAAAUCUGAAACUUUAAUUAGUAGUGCAGAGACUUCAGCAAUUUUAUCUCUAGAAGAGAAGUCUUCUACUCUAGAAGACAGUGUGAUCGCUGUACUCGAUAAAAACGAUAAGUGUGAAGUGCUGGAAACUUCUGAAUUAGAAGAAGGUGAAAUAGUUUCAUCAGAGGAAGAAGAAAAAGAAGAAACGGAGAUUGUAAAUCCCUCAGCUGUUGAUCAGCGUUCAGAACAGUCUGAUUCGAACUUCGUCCAAACAAGACCGGAUUUGGAAGAAGGUGAACUAGAAUCAUCUUCAACUGAGAACAGUUUCGUAAAGGAGAAAAGCGAGCCUUUAGGUAAAGAAGAAAACAUGAAAAAGGUCGCACAAGGAGAUCUAGCUGACAAGCUGGUGAACUUGGAGCUCGAUUCCAUGAAAAUCCGCGAUGAGAAACAGAAGGAAAACACCGAAAGGGACUCGGCUAAUCACAGCCCGUCUGAGGUCAUGUUGGCCAGUCCUUCAAUAAGCAACUUCAGCGAUGCUCACAGUGAAGGGUCGAGUGACAGCGGAAAAGGUCACAGCGAUGUAGCCACAUCCCCUUCAAGGACUCCAGCAGGUGGUAGCAGUCUUGCCGGAGACCUAGCUACUCUCUCUUUAUACGAAUUUGUCCUUCCACAGGUAAUUGUUGGAAGAUUGAUAGGAAGGCAUGGAGCAUUUCUCCAUGAAAUACGUACAAGUACACAAACAAAUAUAUUUAUCAAAAGACAUCCUGAUACGAAUAAACUUAAAAUUUGUGCCAUUGAAGGGACACAGCAAGAUAUAGAUAAGGCACUAGCGAAAAUAAGACAAAAGUUCCCUCUCCGCCGUUUUCCACAGUUAACACUCGAGAAAGUCUCAUUUGUAACUCUCAAUAAUUAUCCACCAUUAAAAAUGGAAGAUUUCCAUUUGCAAUUAGUCGAAGGUGUCAAUAACGAUGUGAUUUUAUCAAGUCUAAUAUCAGCUGCUCACUUCUUCCUGCAGCAGCCGUCGCACCCGACAUACGGUUCGCUGUCAGCACUCAAUCAAAUUAUGAACCAAGUUUACUCAACUGAUGAAGCCCCAGUGCUUGAAUCACCUGUUAAAGAUGCUAUUUGCGCUGCGCCAACAUCAGGAGGAUGGUACAGAGCACAGAUAAUCGACGUCGAUGAAGAAAACUCCACGUCAACCGUUAGAUUUCUCGAUUACGGCGGUUAUCUGCUCUUAGCCUCAUCUAAUCUGAGACAGAUCAGAGGAGACCUCUUAAAUUUCCCGUUCCAGGCUGUCGAGUGUUAUUUAGCUAAUGUUAAACCAAUAGAUGAAGAAGGUUGGAGCGAAGAAGCGAAAUUAUUCGUACAGAGUUUAACUCUCGGGCAAAUCCUUCAAGCGCAGAUAUACGAUUAUGCUGAAGAUUGUACACCACUAGUCUAUUUGUAUACUUCAAAUGGUCAAGAAGUUGUUCUUGUAAAUGAAGAGCUUGUACUUCACGGCUACGGGACUUUAACAACCGUUCCCGAAGAAUAGUUUGCUUCCCUUGGCAACUAAACACUGCCUGACGUCAUUCCCUUAUUUCUCUUUUUCUCUCUUAUUGUAUCAUAUUCAUUAAGCGA
This is a messenger RNA of Cimex lectularius (bed bug), 2274 nucleotides long. It is a transcript of the gene spoon, whose product is annotated as KH domain-containing protein akap-1. The transcript has 9 exons. The record is from RefSeq and is a predicted model, not a curated record. Lineage: Eukaryota; Metazoa; Arthropoda; Insecta; Hemiptera; Cimicidae. Bases 269 to 2188 code for a protein of 639 amino acids. Gene Ontology annotation, molecular function: RNA binding.